Neocloeon triangulifer is the source of this 1095-nucleotide messenger RNA. RefSeq names its product josephin-like protein (gene Josd). Bases 239 to 802 code for a protein of 187 amino acids. The record is from RefSeq and is a predicted model, not a curated record. NCBI's taxonomy places the organism in Eukaryota, Metazoa, Arthropoda, Insecta, Ephemeroptera, Baetidae. The transcript is spliced from 4 exons. Gene Ontology annotation, molecular function: cysteine-type deubiquitinase activity. Gene Ontology annotation, biological process: protein deubiquitination.
AUAAUCACGUUUUUGAUCAACACUUUUCUUGUGACUCUUUGUUUACAUUAUAUUCCCAAUCAAAAGUAAACACCUUUUUCUCAAGGCCUUGCUUUCCCAUCGGCUACAUUCCGACUCCUCUAGAAUCCAGACCUAAAGGCUAAUUUAUCUACGUGAGAGACGGACUGAAAAUGUGCAAAAGCUCUCUGCCAAAUGUGCUCUAGUUCAAAAACUUAAAAGGCCCCAGCUGCAUCCACCGAUGAAUCAACAAGUCAAUAUCUACCAUGAGCGUCAGUGCAAAGAGCUGUGCGCCCUGCACGCCCUAAACAACAUUUUCCAGAAAAAGAACGCUUUCAAACAAUGCGACCUGGACGCUAUUUGCAAUUCCUUGGCCCCCAAGGCGUGGGUAAAUCCACACAAAUCUUUUCUCGGACUCGGCAACUAUGACAUCAACGUGCUCAGCACAGCUCUCCAAAGGGUUGGACAUGAAGCGGUGUGGUUCGACAAGAGAAAGAGUCCGAGCUGCCUGAACAUGAACCAAGUUUUUGGUCUUAUUCUCAACAUUGCCAACGAAACCAAAUUUGGUCCAAUUUCACUGCCCUUGAAUCGACGACACUGGUUUGCCAUUAAAGAAAUUAAUGGGGACUUCUACAAUCUAGACUCAAAAUUGGAGGAACCCCUAUUAAUUGGAAAGGAAGCAGAGCUCAUUAUCUACCUCAAGGAUCAACUAAGUGUAGCUGACAAAUUGCUUUUUGUGAUUGUGAGAAAAGAGGUGGCAGAAAACCAAAGCUGGCUCAAAUCAAGUGAUACAAUAAGAACGUGAAUGUGAAUAAUGUUAUUGUUUCUAAAAGCAAAAAAAUUGCGUUUGUUCUUUAUGUCUUGUUGAUGAAUUCCAGGUCUGGUUUUUCCAGUGUUGUUAAGCUUGCGAGCUUUGAUAACUUUUGAUAUUGUUGAGAGUAGCUAAAUGCUGGGUUUAUUUUUUUAAGGUUUGAUGUUUGAAGAAAAGGAUUUUUAAAAGAUUGAACUGCACUGUAAUUUAUAUUUGAUUGCAUAUCUGAUACCAAAAUAAUAAUUGUUACUAAAAUGCCAUCAUUAAAAUAAAUGCGUUGUACAAAU